ACGUAAGGUGAAAAUAAAUAUCGGCCAGAAAAUAUAACGGACUUAAUAAAUGUGAAAUACAGCAAUUCUGGCAAAGUAAUUGGUUCGUUCCGUUCCACAUCAUUCACCCGUACUUCCUACUUUUUUUUGGGAAAAAUUAGUUGCUCCUCCGCGCCGGCAGCCUGUCACGAUGAGUUUGACGGCCAAUCAUAAUAUGCUGCCGUCCUGCGCCGAUGCGGUUCGGGUUUCACGGGCGAAAAACUCCAGCUCCGGCGGCCGGAAAGUGAAGUUAAGAGUAACAGUUCCUCGAGCGGCUCUGGUGGAGGCGAGGCCUCAACAACAAGUAGCAGCAAUCAGAGAUGUAAGUAAUGGUGCAGGGGUAGCCCUACAGGUUGGGAGAGAUCGAGCCGAGGAUAUGCAAGCUGAAGCCAGAGCUAUGGGACGUGCUGCGGGUGCUUCUGUCUAUAGUCCCGAACUUUUGGCCACCAAGUAUGGCUCUCGCCCAUUUAAGGUGUUGAGCAGAGCUCUUCAAAUAUUCACCGGACUUGGUUCAUUCGCGCUAAAAGUAUGGCUUGACCGGUUGAACGGGGAGCUUGAUCGGAACAUGAGAUUGCGUGCCAUUGAGCUUAGGCAGACUUUCACCAAUUUGGGGCCUACAUUUGUUAAAAUCGGCCAGGGUUUAUCCACCAGGCCUGAUUUAUGCCCACCCCAGUACCUUGAAGAGCUCUCUGAGCUCCAGGAUGCCUUGCCGACCUUUCCAGAUGCACAAGCAUUUGCAUGCAUUGAGAGAGAGUUGGAUCGUUCACUUGAUACCAUCUACUCGUCUAUAUCUGCAUCCCCUAUUGCUGCAGCCAGUCUUGGUCAAGUUUAUAAAGCUCAACUUAAGUACUCAGGCCAGGUUGUUGCUGUGAAGGUGCAAAGGCCGGGUAUCGAAGAAGCAAUAGGAUUAGACUUCUACCUAAUAAGGGGAGUAGGCAUCCUGAUUAAUAGAUAUGCUGACAUAAUUACAAGCGAUGUUGUUGCUCUUAUUGAUGAAUUUGCUCGCAGAGUUUAUCAAGAGCUCAAUUAUGUACAGGAAGGGCAGAAUGCAAGGAGAUUUAAAAAGUUGUACGCUGACAAAGCAGAUGUUCUCGUUCCAGAUAUUUUUUGGGACUACACAAGUGGGAAGGUUUUAACAAUGGAGUGGGUUGAAGGUGUCAAGUUGAAUGAGCAAGAAGCAAUCGAGAGGCAGGGGCUAAAGGUUUUGGAUCUGGUAAACACUGGCAUCCAAUGCAGUCUCAGACAGCUGCUUGAGUAUGGUUAUUUUCAUGCUGAUCCUCAUCCGGGGAACCUCUUGGCAACACCUGAUGGAAAGCUUGCUUUUCUUGAUUUUGGGAUGAUGAGUGAAACUCCUGAAGAAGCAAGAUUUGCUAUUAUUGGUCACGUUGUUCACAUGGUCAAUCGGGAUUAUGAAGCUAUGGCUCGUGACUACUAUGCUUUAGACUUUUUGUCUCCUGAUGUAGAUGUUUCUCCAAUUGUACCAGCAUUGCGUAACUUCUUCGAUGAUGCACUUAAUUCAACUGUGAGCGAGCUAAACUUUAAAACACUUGUAGAUGGUCUGGGUGCUGUGUUGUAUCAAUAUCCCUUUAAUGUUCCAGCUUAUUACGCAUUAAUUUUGAGAUCUCUCACAGUUUUAGAAGGCUUAGCUCUGUAUGCUGACCCUAAGUUUAAAGUACUAGCUGCUUCAUAUCCAUAUUUUGCUAAAAGGCUUCUAACGGAUCCUAAUCCGUAUCUGAGAGAUGCUCUGAUUGAGUUACUUUUCAAGGAUGGGAAAUUCAGGUGGAAUAGACUUGAAAACUUGCUUGUCCAGGGAAAGCAAGACAGAGACUUUUCUGCAAAAGAUGCUUUGCAACCUGUCCUGAAGUUGUUGUUGGGUCCAGAUGGUGUAGAAUUAAGGGAUUUGGUUAUUAAAGAGGCAGUCCGUGUCACUGAAGCUAUUAUUCUGAGUUCAGUUAUUGAAUCAUUUAAUUCUAUUCCUGGUCCCAUGAGGACUUUUGUUUUUAAUGGAAACGCAAAUGGCCCCUUUACAAUAAGCUCUGCUGAGCAGCAGAGUUUAAUGGAACUUAGAACACAAGUGAUUAAUAUAUGGGGAUUAUUGCGAUCCUCAGAGAAUUUUGAUCCAAGUCUUUUGCUACCAAUUUUGCAGGUACUUCAAGAACCAGAAGCACGUAGUAUUGGAGGGCGUGUAGUUGGUGGAAUAUCUCAACGUCUUGCCGCACGCUUACUGCAGCAAGUUCUUCGUGCUCCAGAAACAACGGCCUCUGCUGCACAAUUGUUGUCUUGAACUUUUAUGUAACAUAUUAAACGACAAUAAAUUAGAAAUUUGUUUAUACUAUACAUCAAUGUAUAUAAUUGUUGUCUUGAACUUUUAUAUAAUGUAACUGACCCAUAAACAUAUUUUAACCGGUGAAAGGAAGGUCAUAGAAUAUCAAUCAGAUUAGAUGCAGCAAUCAAGAAUUCAAUGGAAUGGGGUUUGAAUUUUGAUAUUCUUAGGGGAGCUUGCUAGGAUUUGGAAGGGUGGUUGUAUUAUGCGUGCUAUAUUUUUUAAUCGGAUCAAGAGGGCUUAUGACAGAAAUCCGAAUCUUGCUAGUCUACUUGUGGAUGAAGAGUUUGCAAAAGAGAUGGGUGAACGGCAGUUUGUUUGGCGAAGAGUAGUCUGCCUAGCUAUCAACUUGGGCAUUAGUACACCGGGUAUCUCUUCAGGUCUUGCUUACUUUGACUCAUACAGGAGGGAAAGUCUUCCUGCCAAUUUGGUCCAAGCUCAAAGUGAUUAUUUUGGUGCUCAUACAUAUGAGAGGAUCCAUGUGCCAGUGUCUUUCCAUACCGAGUGGCUAAGCAGUCAGAACUGAGGUCUUCUGAUGUUUUUUUUGGGACCUAAUUGAAUAAGGUUCUUGUUGUCAUUGAAUCUAGGAGGUUAGAUUCUAUAGUAUCAUCUUGUCAAGUGGUCUCUCAAAUGUUGGAACUUCGCCUAUAUUUUUGGGAAGCCUGUUUGUAUUUGUAUGCCUGGGCGCCUUUUCUUUGAUUUUUGUCCUUUAAGUUACAUAUGAUCAUAUACAAUCAGAGCUAGUAUUUUCCAUGUGCUGGAGAAGCCUAUCAGAGCUUCUCCAGUCCUUUUGUGCUUGUUGAUGUGCAUUUCUCAGUUUCUCUUAUUAUUUAAGCCCAUUUCUCUUC
Molecule: messenger RNA, 3189 nt
Organism: Nicotiana attenuata
Lineage: Eukaryota; Viridiplantae; Streptophyta; Magnoliopsida; Solanales; Solanaceae
Exons: 7
Coding region: 170-2302 (710 amino acids)
Biological process (GO): protein phosphorylation
Molecular function (GO): protein kinase activity; ATP binding
Source: RefSeq, a predicted model, not a curated record